AUGAUACUGAAUGAAAAAAUUUUAAAUAAGGCUACAACUAUUAAUACAUCUGAUGACACGUAUAUUCUUUUUAUUGGACUUGUAUCAAAAACAAAUACACAUUAUGCUGUUAAUGUAGCAAAAAUAAGGGAACCGGAUAAUGAAAGUAAUGAAAAAAUGGAUUCACAUUGGAUUAGUGAAUUUGCCUAUCAAUUAAAUCUUAGACUUCCAGGUGGUUUUGCUAUUUUAGGAUUUGGAUUAGUAACCAAAAAAGUUACAUCCGAAAAUGAUAAUCUCUUGGUGAAAGCUGUUCAAAGAUAUUAUAAAAAAUUGCCAAGUUUUGAAAAAACAUUUAUUAAUAGUGACUUUAUUACUGUUGUCUUUGAAAAUGAAAAAAUUUUAGGUAAGAUAGUAUCUGGAAGUAAUGGAUCAAAAAUGAAUGAUCAAGUAAAAUUUGAAAAAAUAUCACUUCAUACUGUUAACUCAUCACUUAAUUUUACAUGGGAUUUUUAUUCACCUGGUGGUGACACAUUUUUUGAAAAAUGUUCAAAGGGAUUUGAAAGCUUGACAGAAUGUCUACUUAACAGUAAUUUAUUUAUUAAAAAUGAUGAAAUUGGAAAUUCUAGUGAGGAGAUUCGUUGUGAUGAAAAAAUUAACAUGCUUAUGGAUUACUGUAGUAAUAAUAAGAACAUUAUUGUAAAUGAUACUUUUCUUCAUCAUAUUACUUUAAAUAUAGACAUGGAAUUAAGAUGUAGUGUUAGACAUCUUGAUACAUUUGAAUCAGCACUUUCAUGUUUAAAGUUAACAUUGCUAAGAUCAUUAUAUGCUAGAAUUGAGUUAUACUCAUUAUCUAUUGAACUUGUUACUUCUGUUCCAGAAAAUAAUAUUCAACUUCAUCAAAUGCCAAAAAUAGUUACUAUGUCUAAUGAAUAUGAUGAAUAUUUAAUUGAUUAUGCUGAAGGUGACGAUGACAUAGAUGAAACUGUAAAUGAAGUAAAAUUAUUAAUUGGAGAUUAUGCUCUUGAUAAGACUUUAGUUGAUUCAACUAAAGAAAGGUUUUGUGAAACUGAAGAAAUCAAUAUUAUUACUAAUUUUAUGGAUAAAAAUUUAAAAACAAACACUAUUAAAAAUAAUUUUUUAAUUUAUUUAUCAAUAAUUAUUGUCUUUCUUGCAAUUUUAAUUAUUCCAAUUUUAAAAUAUGUAAUGUAG
Messenger RNA from Strongyloides ratti, 1188 nucleotides. RefSeq lists its product as hypothetical. Bases 1 to 1188 code for a protein of 395 amino acids. The transcript has a single exon. Gene Ontology annotation, biological process: intracellular protein localization. NCBI's taxonomy places the organism in Eukaryota, Metazoa, Nematoda, Chromadorea, Rhabditida, Strongyloididae. The record is from RefSeq and is a predicted model, not a curated record. Gene Ontology annotation, cellular component: endomembrane system.